UUAUUGUUAUUUUGUCAAAGCAAAAUCAUAAAAAUAUAGCUAAAAAGUUUAUAAAACAUGUAAAUUAAAAUGGUUUAAAACAAUAAACAAGCCCUCACCGAACAAACCUAGACAAGAAAUUUUGGACAAACACCAGAUAUUGGCCAAAUCCUGAGGGAGCCAUCACUGAAGAAAUCUAAUCUAAUCUAAAUUAAAAUGUCUACAUAUCAAGAAAUUUAUAAAAACUUGUGCCGUAUAUGUUUAUGUUACGGAAAAAGUGAAGAAAUGGUUAGUUUGACUGAGAACAACGACAAAGGAGGACUUAGUUGUUAUGGGAAAGCAGUCCUAAGUUUUGCUGAAAUUUCUAUUAAAACAAACAAUAAUUUACCCUGCUCAAUGUGUAAAAAAUGUUUAAUGUUGUUGAAGCAAGCAAUUUAUUUUAAAUUCAGGUGCGAAUUUAGCGAGAAACAGUUGAAAAGUUGCCUUGAAACAUACCAAAGCACUAAAGAUAUUGGCUUCAACAUUGAGGAAAUUGUUAUAGAUAAUAUUAUAUUUACAAAAUAUUUUCCCGAAGAAUGUUCUGGUCUAACUAAUACUCUUAGUUGUGACAAAUCAAAUGUGGAUUUCACAAGAGAAAGUGAUUAUGAAUCUGAGAGGAACGGAUCGGUAUUUUCUUCUGAUCAUGACAAUGAAAAACACCUGCAAGAUUCUGAUGCAGAUAGUUCAGAUGAGAUACUAAAUUUAAUGGAAGAAAACAUUGGCCAGUGCGGGAAUAUAAGAAGUACCAAUUAUAAAAAUUAUAUGCAGCACAAACUGGCUCUCAGAAAGAGAAGGCAAGCGAAAAUACUGGCCAUUCAUAUAAAAAACCAACAAAUUCACAAUGCAAUAAGAAUGAAGCGAUUAAAAAUGAAGAUUUUAACAAGGAGUGCCAUGGACAAAGCGAAGCUAUUUUGUGAAAUGUGCAAUAGACAAUUUGCGAAUCAUAACACUUAUCGAUACCAUAUGCAGCGGCACAAUGGUUAUAGCUACAUAUGCGAGCACUGCGGCAAAGGGUUUCCGGUGCUGGCCGAGCUAAACUUACAUCAAGUAGCUCGACAUGGUACAGGGCCCUAUAUACAAUGUAAACACUGCAACUUUAAGGCGUCUAGAAAACAUGAUUUAGUUGAGCAUGAACGCUUGCACACAGGUGAAAGGCCAUAUACUUGUGACAAGUGCGGUUUAACCUUCCGGAGAAGAGCAAUAUGGAGAAAACACAUGAUUUACCAUACAGAGAAAACUGUACAAUGUCCGCAAUGCCCCAAGAAAUUCUUUAGGCACAGUGAAAUGCUUGCUCAUAUGAAUGGAAUGCAUGAAAGACUGUAUUUAUAUUCAUGUCACAAGUGUGAUACGACAUAUGCAAAAACGGCAUCAGUCAGAAGACAUUUGACAGAAAAACACGGUAUACCAAGGGAAGAACAGGGUAGAAUUAUAAGAAUUAACAAAAGAAGAUAUGAAAUUAAAAAAUACUAAAAUAAGAAAAUAAUGC
Molecule: messenger RNA, 1504 nt
Organism: Chilo suppressalis (striped riceborer)
Lineage: Eukaryota; Metazoa; Arthropoda; Insecta; Lepidoptera; Crambidae
Source: the annotation of a GenBank genome assembly